CCUCCGCCCCCGCCGCCUGAGGACGCGGCCCUGACAGGCCUCUAGGCCUAGGCGCGGCCCGAGGAGCCCGACGUGUUGCUGCCGGUGCUGCUGUGAGUAAUACGAGCGCCCUCUCCACAGUCGUUUACAGAUUAAAAUGGAGGAAAUUUCGUUGGCUAACCUGGAUACUAACAAGCUAGAGGCCAUCGCUCAGGAGAUAUACGUAGACCUAAUAGAGGAUUCUUGUUUGGGCUUCUGCUUUGAGGUGCAUCGGGCAGUCAAGUGUGGCUACUUCUACCUGGAGUUCGCAGAAACUGGUAGCGUGAAGGAUUUUGGCAUUCAGCCUGUGGAAGAUAAAGGAGCGUGCCGCCUUCCGCUUUGCUCCCUUCCCGGAGAAUCUGGGAAUGGGCCUGAUCAGCAGCUGCAACGCUCACCCCCAGAAUUCCAGUAGCUGCAACAUGAGAGAGUCAGAGGGUGACCAGGACAAUAACAUAGACCGGUCCUGUGGUUUGGAGAAGUUAGGUAUCUAAGUAGAAAAAGAAAAAAAAUAAAAUAAAUAAAAUAAGACAAAAGUCUCAAUUCCCAUUGAAGA
This is a messenger RNA of Acinonyx jubatus (cheetah), 571 nucleotides long. It is a transcript of the gene ATXN7L3B, whose product is annotated as ataxin 7 like 3B. The transcript has a single exon. Lineage: Eukaryota; Metazoa; Chordata; Mammalia; Carnivora; Felidae. Gene Ontology annotation, biological process: regulation of gene expression. The coding region runs from base 137 to 430 and encodes 97 amino acids. The record is from RefSeq and is a predicted model, not a curated record.